Molecule: messenger RNA, 27459 nt
Organism: Coregonus sp. 'balchen'
Lineage: Eukaryota; Metazoa; Chordata; Actinopteri; Salmoniformes; Salmonidae
Source: the annotation of a GenBank genome assembly
CACGUCCACCACACCAGGAAGUCAGAGUCGGGUACGUACGCGCUCUAUUUUUGUCUGUUGUUGAAGAACACAUAAUAGAUAAUUCAACCUCAUAAACUGACAUUUAGAAGUUAAGACUAUCCAGAAUGAGAAGGCAGUAGAAUAAGACUGCUUGUCUGGACCUGUGACAGACGAAGUUGAACGCAUUUGUCUCUUCAGUUUAAAACUUUCAUGCACUGAUCUUGCAAACAAAGAUAGCCUAUGCUGCGCAAAGAAAGUAUCGAGUAGGCCUAUAGUAGCUUUAUUUGUUAUAUCACCCCCUAUAUGGAACCUCAUCAGCCCUUGAAUAGUUGCAUACGAAACGUAAACAUGUUACUUUGUGUCAGUUUGGAUUGGAACGUUACAAUGUUAGUCUGCACCUGCGCGUUCUUAUGGAAGAUGUGUCGACUGUCAAGCUUUGUACUUUUAUGGCGCCUUCCUGUGUGGUAGUAGGGGUGGUAGUCUACACUGAAGCUUACCCUUCCACCUGUUAGACAAAUACAAUGAUUAGUUUUUCCUGAGGAUCAUUUCAAGUCUAGACACCAGACGUCAAAUCACUUACUCAAACGCGAUAGCCUACAGUUGUCCACAUCUGUAGUGUAGCCUACAGCAGGCCAGGCAACAAUUCAUUUGAGACUCAUAUUUACAUUUACAUUUUAGUCAUUUAGCAGACGCUCUUAUCCAGAGCGACUUACAGUUAGUGAGUGCAUACAUAAUUUUAUUUUUUUCAUACUGGCCCCCCGUGGGAAUCGAACCCACAACCCUGGCGUUGCAAACGCCAUGCUCUACCAACUGAGCUACAUCCCUGCCGGCCAUUCCCUCCCCUACCCUGGACGACGCUGGGCCAAUUGUGCGCCGGAAUCUUCCCUAUGUGCUCUGGCAGUAAACUAACAUGAAUAUGGCAUGGAAUUACUAAUAUUUAUGCAGAUGUUUUCGUUUCGACAGCGUGGACCCAGAUGUUACUAAAAUGAAGAGGAAAAGCAAAGUACUGAAUGAUGAAAAAUUCACCAAGAAACGUAGAUUGGAAGCGGUUACAAAGGAAGAAGAUGGCAGAGAGGAUCAUGGGACAUUGUUUAACGACCACUCCACCUCUCCCUCGGUCAGUGCCUCGAAUCAAUUAUCUGAUCGAUUGAUUGAUUUUUAAUGGCUUACAUUUUUCUUCUAUUUUUGUUGUCCUUUUUUUUUUAGGGUUUGGGAGAUAUUGGAGUCAUCGAAAGCAUCACCAUAAAGAAUUUCAUGUGUCACCAUUUGCUUGGUCCAUUCCAGUUUGGGCCCAAUGUGAACUUCAUUGUUGGCAACAAUGGAAGUAAGAAAGAUUUUUAAACUGAUACUUUGUAUUGGCUAAAGGACUCACCAUAGACAUGUUUUCGAUGCCUUACCUUAACAUUCUAACCCAUCUCCAACAGUCAUUAUAACUGAAUUUGAACACUGAAUUGAAUUUACAGUUUUCCCUGUCUAUAAUUUCCUGGGAGGGAAAAUGGCUUAGUUGCUAUUCAUGAGUGGGACCUAUUUCUGCUAUGUUGUGCUUGGGAUUUUCACCUGAUUUUGUUUUGCAGGUGGGAAAAGUGCCAUUCUGACUGCCCUAAUAGUGGGCCUUGGUGGAAAGGCCACCAUCACUAACAGAGGAGCAUCUUUGAAGGGUUUUGUGAAAAAUGGUGAAAGGUUAGUUAUAGUACUUAUAGUAUAUUGACUCCCAUUCCAUAUCUCUUUGUUUUAUGGACAUUGUACAUUUUCAUUACCGCUGAGUUUGUAGAUAGUUAUUUUGAAGGUUCUACUUGUAAUGAUUGUGAUAUGGGCAAUUCCAAGGUAACGGAAUUACGCGGAGACUUUUCACUUUAAAAUGUAUGCCAAACAAAAAAUACAAUGAUUUCAAAGUUUAACAAACCGUACAACUCUAUGCACAAUGACUGCUUUGAACAAUUUAGAAUGUAAAAAUAAAAAAAUGUGCAGAUGCACAAAGUUUGGUAACAGAAUUACGGUAAAAUCUCCUUCAGUUUUUAUUCUGUUAUCAAACUUUGUAUCUGCACAGUUCUUCCUGUAAAUGUUUUUGUAAAAAUGUAUGUGGAAAUUGUUUUAAAGUAGUUAUUGUGCAUAGAGUUCUAUGGUUUGUUAAAUUGAAAUCAAUGUUUUUUGUUUGGUAUACAUUUUAACGUGAAAGAUCUGUAAUUCCGUUUACAUGGAAUUGCCAUAUGUGGUUGUUAUCUGCGUUAGUGUUUGUAAGUCGCUCUGAGCCUCUCCUAAAUGUCAGAAAUAUAUAAAUGUAAAGAAGAGACCAAUACAAUGUCCAUGUGGGUCAACUUGUUUCCAGCACAGCGGAUGUUACAGUGAAACUGAGGAACAGAGGACCAGACGCGUACAAAGGGGAUGUCUAUGGAGAAUGCAUUUCUAUUGAACAGAGGAUAUCUAGUGAUGGUGUUCGGACGUGCAGGUUGAAGAGUAAAUCAGGUAAUAGUUUAAAUCUUUCUGGCCGCCGGGUCUGUCUGGCCGCCGGGUCUGUCUGGCCGCCGGGUCUGUCUGGCCGCCGGGUCUGUCUGGCCGCCGGGUCUGUCUGGCCGCCGGGUCUGUCUGGCCGCCGGGUCUGUCUGGCCGCCGGGUCUGUCUGGCCGUCGGGUCUUAUCUGACUAUUCUCUUUAUCUCUUCUCUAUUUUUAAUUGACCUUUACCCUCUAUUCCAGGGCACUUGGUUUCAAAUAAAAAGGAUGAAUUGACUGCAAUUUUAGAUCACUUCAACAUUCAGGUAUUGUGUGUGUUAAAUUGAAAGUGAAUGAUGUUAUUUAUUUGUAAUAAUGUCCAUACUUUAAAAGCCUAUUUUUACUGUUUACUGUAAAUCACAGGUGGAUAACCCAGUCUCAAUUCUUAACCAAGAAAUGAGUAAGCAAUUUCUCCAUUCAAAAAGCGAAGCAGAUAAGUAUAAGGUACAGUUGUAAUUUAAGCUCUUUGUCCUUGUCUUGUCUACGUGUUGGUGGUGCUUGUUUUUUCAUCCAUUUUUAUCCUUUAUGCAAUUCUAAUUCUGUGUGUACUUCAUAAUGCGCAACCAAAGUUCCUUCUGGGGAAAAUUUAUAUAAUUCUAUUCUAUUUCUGUAGUUCUUCAUGAAAGCGACUCUACUGGAUCAGAUGAAGAGAGACUACAUCCACAUCAAGCAGACUAAAGCAGUUACCAGAGAACAGGUUGAGAGGCAAGAGGAGGUAAUGCUAUCCCAUGGAAAUUAUAUUUUAUGGGGGCCCAAAAAUAAAUGUACAACAUUUUUAAAGUGCAUUUCAUACAUGGUCACACAUACACUUAACGAAAAAGUAUAUUAUUUUUAAAUCAGAUAAAAAAGGAUAACAAUGUGACACUACAUAUGUACAGGUUUGUUAAAGGUUUUCAAUUUAAAUUACACUGAACAAAAAUAUGAACGCAACAAUUUAAAAUAUUUUAAUGUGUUACAGUUCAUAUAAGGAAAUCAGUCAAUUGAAAUAAUAAAUUAGGCCCUAAUCUAUGGAUUUCACAUGAGUGGGAAUACAGAUAUGCAUCUGUUGGUCACAGAUACCUUAAAAAAAAAAAGUAGGGGUGUGGAUCAGAAACCAGUCAGUAUCUGGUGUGACCACCAUUUGCCUCAUGCAGCGGGACACAUUUCCUUCGCAUAGAGUUGAUCAGGCUGUUGAUUGUGGCCUGUGGAAUGUGGUCCCACUCCUUCAAUGGCUGUGCUAAGUUGAUGUUUAUUGGUGGGAACUGAAACACGCUGUCGUACAUGUCGAUUCAGAGCAUCCCAAACAUGCUCAAUGGGUGACAUGUCUGGUGAGUAUGCAGGCCAUGGAAGAACUGGGACAUCUUCAGCUUCCACUAGUUGUGUACAGAUCCUUGUGACUUGGGGCCAUGCAUUAUCAUGCUGAAACAUGAGGUGAUGGCGGCGGAUGAAUGGCACGACAAUGGGCCUCAGGAUCUCGUCACGAUAUCUCUGUGCAUUCAAAUUGCCAUCAUAAAAAUGCAAUUGUGUAGAUUGUCUGCCCAUACCAUAACGCCACCACCACCAUGGGGCACUUUGUUCACAAUGUUAAAUUCAGCAAACCGCUCACUCAAACAACGCCAUACACGCUGUUUGCCAUCUGCCUGGUACAGUUGAAACCGGGAUUCAUCCGUGAAGAGCACACUUCUCCAGUGUGCCAGUGGCCAUCGAAGGUGAGCAUUUGCCGACGCCGCACUGCCGUCAGGUCAAGACCCUUGUGAGGUCGACGAGCACGCAGAUGCGCUUCCCUGAGACGGUUUCUGACAGAAGUGUGCAGAAAUUAUUCGGUUGUGCUAACCCACAGUCUCAUCAACUGGCCAGGUGGCUGGUCUCAGACGAUCCCGCAGGUGAAGAAGCCGGAUGUGGAGGUCCUGGGCUGGCGUGGUUACACGUGGUCUACGGUUGUGAGGCCGGUUGGACGUAUUGCCAAAUUCUCAAAAAUGAAGUUGGAGGCCGCUUAUGGUAGAGAAAUGAACAUCCAAUUCUCUGGUAACAGCUCUGGUGGACAUUCCUGCAAUCAGCAUACCAAUUCCACGCUCCCUCAAAACAUGAGACAUCUGUGGCAUUGUUGUGUGACAAAACGUAACAUUUUAGAGUGGCCUUUUAUUGUCCCUAGCACAAGGUGCACCUGUGUAAUGAUUUUUGUGGAAAUUCUUACACAGGGACACUCGAAAUCAAUCUUAAAUUAAUCAUAAUUUAUUUGUCAGCGUGCUGGAGAGGUUCCAACCAACUCAAUACACCAUAGUACACGUCUGUCAGAAGCUCCCUGGGGCCGUCCCAGCAGUUGUCUUAUAUACGGCUAUACACAGACAUGUUAUAUUUGCAUGAUUUUGCAUAGUUAAUUAAUCAUUACAGUUUUGUUUCAUCCAUGUGGCUGACCAAUACUGGUUUAUAAUAUGUGACAUACCAAUACCUCACGAGGCUUCUUCUCUCUAUGCUGAGACCUUAAAACUGAGAGAUAUUUCUCCCCAUGUUCUCAAAACAAGGUCUGGGCGUACUGCCAAAUUGCAGAUACUGAUAAGUGAGGAUUCGUCCGAUCAGUCACUUGCAUGAACACAGACAUUGGUUAUUAGAACAGCACAUGAAUAGAAUAAAGAAAUGUAUAGAAUAGAAAAGCACCAACAUUAACAUUUCCAUCACAUGAUCAUGCUGUUUUUAAUCAGCUUCUUGAUAUGCUGCACCUUUCAGGUGGAUGGAUUAUCUUGGCAAAGGAGAAAUGCUCCCUAACAGGGAUGUUAGGGAGCAUUUUAGAGAAAUAAGCUUUCUGGGCAUAUGGAAAAUGUCUGGGAUCUUUUAUUUCAGCUCAUGAAGCAUGGCACCAACACUUUACGUGUUGCAUUUAUGUUUUUGUUUAGUAUAUAAAUAGGACAGGAAGUUAGGCUCUAACCAUGUUUUAUCAUUUGCUUUCAGUGUCUAAAGGAUCUCAAGCAGGAGUUUUUGCAGAAGAAGGAGAGGUAUGAAAACCUGUCAUCUGUUGGUGAGAUGAAGGAGACUCUGGAGGAUCUCAAGAAGAUGAUGGCAUGGUGCUUGGUAGGACUUUCCUUGGUUGUUGCUCAUGGUUGGUGAUUCACCAUUUUUUUUGUUUAGUUUGGGCAAAGUCAAAGCCAUUAAAAGGUGUUGGAAAUUCUUAGAAAAACUGCAUAGUUUAGGUCACGUCACCUCUGUUUUAUUACUUUCAGGUGAGAGAAAAGGAGAGGUUGGUCCAACAGCUACAGGAACAGAUAGACGCAGAGGAAAGUAAUCACAAACAUGAAGAAAACCUUCAACUCUGUCAGGUAUUUGUGAAGUAUAUUUGUACAAGUACACUACAUGACCAAAAAUAUGUGGACACCUGCUCGUCAAACAUCUCAUUCCAAAAUCAUGUGCAUUAAUAUGGAGUUGGUCCCCCCCUUUUGCUGCUAUAACAGCCUCCACUCUUCUGAGAAGGCUUUCCACUAGAUGUCGGAACAUUGCUGCGGGGACUUGCUUCCAUUCAGCCAGAGCAUUAGUGAGGUCGGGCACUGAUGUCGGGCGAUUAGGCCUGGCUCGCAGGCGUUACAAUUCAUCCCAAAGGCGUUCACUGUGGUUGAGGUCAGGGCUCUGUGCAGGCCAGUCAAGUUCUUCCACACCGAUCUCGACAAGCCAUUUCUGUAUGGACCUCGCUUUGUGCAGUGGGGCAUUGUCAUGCUGAAACAGGAAAGGGCCUUCCCCAAACUAUUGCCACAAAGUUUGAAGCACAGAAUCGUCUAGAAUGUAAUUGUAUUCUGUAGCAUUAAAGAUUUCCCUUCACUGGAACCAAGGGGCCUAGCCCCUAACCAAAGCUUUACAGUUGGCACUAUGCAUUGGGGUAGGUAGCGUUCUCCUGGCAUGCGCCAAACCCAGAUUUGUCAGUCGGACUGCCAGAUGGUGAAGCAUGAUUCAUCACUCCAGAGAACGCGUUUCCACUGCUCCAGAGUCGAAUGACGGCGAGAUUUACACCACUCCAGCCGACGCUUAGCAUUGUGCAUCGUGAUCUUAGGCUUGUGUGCGGAAGCUCGGCCAUGGAAACCCGUUUCAUGAAGCUCCCGACGAACAGUUAUUGUGCUGACGUUGCUUCCAGAGGCAGUUUGGAACUCUUUAGUGAGUGUUGCAACCGAGGACAAAUGAUUUUUAUCAAAUAAAAUAAAAUUUUAUUGGUCACAUACACAUAUUUAGCAGAUGUUAUUGCGGGUGUAGCGAAAUGCUUGUUCCUAGCUCGAACAGUACAGUAGUAUAUACGCGCCUCAGCCCUCAGCAGUCCCGUUCUGUGAGCUUGUGUGGCCUACCACUUCCGUUGUUGCUCCUAGACGUUUCCACUUCACAAUAACAGCACUUACAGUUGACCGGGACAGCUCUAGCUGGGCAGACAUUUGACAAACUGACUUGUUGGGAAGGUGUCAUCCUAUAAUGGUGCCACAUUGAAAGUCACUGAGCUCUUCAGUAAGGCCAUUUUACUACCAAUGUUUGUCUAUGGAGAUUGCAUGGCGGUGUGCUUAAUUAUAUGUCAGCAACACGUGUGGCUGAAAUACCCGAAUCCACUAAUUUGAAGGGGUGUCCACAUACUUUUGUGUGUGUGUAUAUAUAAUGUAUGUUGUCAGGUUGUUAUCAAGGUUCAUUUAAGAUGUGAGUGUGUCAGUUGGAUCUGUUGAGAAAUCCAUAGGAGAAAAUAACUCUUAUGAUUUUCUUAGAAAUCCUGCCUGUGUUAUAUCUUAAAGGUCCAAUGCAGCCUUUUUUUUCACAAUAUCAAAUCAUAUCUGGGUAACAUUUAAGUACCUUGCUGUGAAUGUAAAAAAAAAAAAAAAAAAAGAAAAGCUGCUUAGCUAAAAUACAUUUCCCAAGCACAAAUUUUGCUAGGACUGUCUGGGAGUGGGGAGGGGAAAACUGAAAUGUAACUCUUAUUGGCAGAGGUUUGGAACUCUUUCUUAUUGGUCUAUUAAAUAUUACCGCAUGGUGAUGUCACCAUGGAAGGCCAAAACUCCCUCCCAUCAAAACAGGCUGAAAUUUCAGAUGGACUUUUCAAACAGUUCUUACACUAAAAGGGCAUAUCAUUAUUUUCACAAUUUCACAGUGUUAUUCCAACCUGAUAGUGUGGAAAUGUAUAUAAAACACAGGAAAAUCACGUUUUUGACUGCACGGGGCCUUUAAAGUUUUCCUUUCUUUUCUCUCCAGAAUAAAGUGACAGUAGCUGAAAAGAAAUUGCAGGACAUCCAGAGCAGGCUUGAUAGUCGGAAAGAAGAGGAGGAGUCCCUGUCAGAGGACUGUCGGAAGAUUAAGGAAGAAGUAAAGUCGAAGAACAAAGCUCAGAAAGAGCAGGAGGUAAGGGGCUGGGUUGGGGUCAAUCCUAUUCCAGGAAGUAAAUUGAGGCUUACGGCCCAAAUGGCACCCUAUUCCCUAUGUAGUACACUACUUUUGACCAGGGUCAAUAGGGCUCUGUUCAAAAGUAGUGCACUUUAUAGGGAAUAGGGUGCUGUUUGGGACGAACCUGAAAUGUAAAUUUUCCUCGCCAAUACCCUUGCAUACUGAUACUUUUUCUGCAUGAGUUUGCAGCACUUUGAAAUGUAACACCAUUGUCUGAGCUGUAUUGUCUGAGCUGUAUUGUCUGAGCUGUAUUGUCUGAGCUGUAUUGUCUGAGCUGUAUUGUCUGAGCUGUAUUGUCUGAGCUGUAUUGUAUGCUGUUGUAUUGUAGGUGGUGUACUUCCGAGCUGUGAACAAACUGAAGCAGUCGGAGAAGGAACAGUCUCUUCUUCGUGAGAGAAUUCACAAAGUGAAAAAUAUGUGAGAUUUUUGAGUGAUAGUUGGGCAUUCAGCAUUAGUCAAUGUUUGGUAGAAUAUACUGUGAAAUAAUUAACUGCCAGUGUUGAGGAGUAGGUAUUUAACUACGUUUUGCAGUAGCUAGAUGGUAGUUAAACAAAUUUCAAAUCUAGGUAGUGUUUUCAGUAGUUAAUAACUUAUUUGCCAUGUAGUGGUGGUGUAGCUAACCACUGGAACUUUCUUCUAAAAAUAACCGAAAAUAUGGUAGGCAUCACAUCUUCCGAAUUCUGACUUGAAACAGUAAUCUGUGCUUUCAGUUUGUGGUCUGACAUUUCAGAUGUAGAUACCAGAAUUUAUCACCAAGUAGUUUGGAUGUAGUGAACUGCUUUUUCAAAGUAACUUAAGUAAACUAUAUUUUUCUUAAGAGUAGCUUUAGCGUAGCUUAACUUCUUCCAGUGUGAAGUAAUUGGUUGCUACGUAAACUGUUUUACAUUCGGCUUUUGUCGAAAUGAUCUUUUGAUGUAACCCUGUAGUGGGAGUCAGAACAAGAAGGCUGAGACGGAGCACACAAAGAGACUGCAGAAAAUCUCCAGUCUGAGGACACAGCUGGAGAAGCAUGAGACGCAGUGCACCGCUCUGAAUCAGGAGAUCAAGGACAGGCAACAGGCUCUGUUCAAAGGGAAGGAGGAGCUGGACAAACUACGGUAAUGGAAAAACGAUGUAGCUCAGUUGGUAGAGCAUGGCGUUUGCAACGCCAGGGUUGUGGGUUCGAAUCCCACGGGGGGCCAGUAUGAAAAUGUAUGCACUCACUAACUGUAAGUCGCUCUGGAUAAGAGCGUCUGCUAAAUGACUAAAAUGUAUUUUCUUUCUCAUCCAAGAAUGUAGUCUUAUCAUAUUGUACAGCCACAGUAUGAUAAGAUUAGAUAAAAACCUGUUAUUUUUAAAUGAUUAAGUCCGAUGCAUUCCGUUUGCAUUCUUCUACAGUAUGAAACAAGUACUACAACAUACCUACAGACCAUUAGCAAUUUUAGACGUUAAGACCAAAGGGCCAUGGUUCCGGUCUAGAAGCACUGUUUCGACUGCUCCUACAGUUUUUCUUCGGUACUGCAGUUUAACUGACGCCCAGCCCAGAAUGACAAUUUCCAUAUACCGGCCACAUAGAGAAGUCAGAUAAUACAAUUCCUAAUAAGACACUUUAGUCAUCAACUUUGUGCACAAAACCUCCAUGAAUUAUUCAAAUAAUUGUCGCUGAAGCCUUUUUUUUUUUUAAAUCAAUUUUUGCCGAAGAUAUUAAACAUUUUAUAUUCAUCCAAUGUCUGCCAUGUUUUUGGAUGACGUCGUCGCUGCACCCUGUGCACACUGAGUGCUAGUGCGCAUGUGAUGUUGGUGCGCAUAAACCAGAUACAACCCGUAUAUGGACGGUCCAUGAAUCGGCGUAUGCCAACGUGAGUAGAUUACCUUGGAAACAACGGUCGGACAUCUUGGACGCAGUCUCCAGUUCUUAUUAUACCUCAUUGGUUGAGACUGAGAAGCUUAGUGUUGGAGUAGGGUGUGGCCCGAGGUGACUCACUUAUAGGCCUCAGCAAAGUGAUCACCACCACUUUCUGCAUCAACUGUGACUGACGUGGAAUGUUUGUAUCAAAUGCAUCCCAUUUGCGCUCACAUUCUUCUUUAGUACGAGUACUCAAACUUCUCUAAUGCUGAUGUAUUGAUUGAAUGCACUAGGUUGGAAGAGAAGAAUAUCCAGGUGUUGAUGGAAGCCAAACUGAAGAGGAAGAACCAGCUCCUGGCCAGUAGAUCCAACAAACUGAAGCGCUUUGGAGAUAACAUGCCUGACCUGCUAGACACCAUAGACAAGGCUUACAUCCAAGGACGCUUUACCAAGAAACCUCUUGGCCCUAUAGGUCAGUGGUUCUCAAGCUUCUUUGGUUGAUGUAGGCCAAUCAUAUAGUGGUCUGCCCGAAUGGCAUGGUCAUGUGCAACAGAUCUUUAGGUCCAUGUUCUUAUGAGUCUUCAUAAAUACCCCCUGUGGGGAAACCUCAGAAAGAUGUUUUUAACAUUUAAUUAAUCUGUUUGUUCAUUUUUUUUUUUUUUUUGUCCAUUCAUCCACCCAUCUGCCUACCUACCCACCCAUCCAUCCAUCCAUGUUUUCCCCUCAGGGGCAUGUAUCAACCUGAAGGACCCAGCGUUAGCUAUAGCAGUGGAGAGCUGCUUGAGGAGCUUCAUGAAGACCUUCUGCUGUGACAACUACAAGGACGAGGCUGUCCUCCAGGACCUGAUGUCACGUUACUUCUCUAAAGGCAACAGGCCCCAGAUCAUCGUAAGCCCCUUCUCUGGCUCCGUCUACAAGGUUCAAGGACGGUGAGACACAUUGGCUCCAUCUGAAAUUGCAACACAUUCCCUACAUGGCUCUUGUCAAAAAGUAGCGCACUAUGUAGGGAAUAGGGUGCAAUUUGGGACACAUUUAGUUACAGAUAUUAUUAGAGUGAAACUGUGUGGACUGAUGAAUAACAAGUCUCAUUGUUACCAAAUUGUUUUAUAUGUACAUAACAAACUGUGUCUACACUUUUUGUCUUUUUGUCAGUAAAGCUAUUUUAUUUUAUUUUUUUGUGUGUUUCAGAGGAGUCAAUCACCCAGACUACCCCUCAGUGCUGGACUCUCUGAGCAUAGCCAACCCAGUCAUCACAAACUGUCUCAUCGAUAUGAGAGGCAUAGAAUCGAUUCUCAUAAUCAAGGUUAGUUUCUUCCCUGAUUUAAGCUCAUAGUUGUGGUCAAAAGUUUUGAGAAUGACACAAGUAUUGGUCUUCACAUAGUUUGCUGCUUCAGUGUUUUUAGAUAUUUUUGUCAGAUGUUACUAUGGUAUACUGAAGUAUAAUUGGAAGCAUUCCAUAAGUGUCAAAGGCUUUUAUUGACAAUUACAUUAAGUUUAUGCAAAUAGUCAAUAUUUGCUGAGAAGCAACCCCACACAUGAAUGGUCUCAGGAUGCUUUACUUUUGGCAUGACACAGGACUGAUGGUAGCACUCACCUUAUCUUCUCCGGACAAGCUUUUUUUCCGGAUGCCCCCAAACAAUCGGAAAGGGGAUUCAUCAGAGAAAAUGACUUUACCCCAGUCCUCAGCAGUCCAAUCCCUGUACCUUUUGCAGAAUAUCAGUCUGUCCCUGAUGUUUUUCCUGGAGAGAAGUGGCUUCUUUGCUGCCCUUCUUGACACCAGGCCAUCCUCCAAAAGUCUUUGCCUCACUGUGCGUGCAGAUGCACUCACACCUGCCUGCUGCCAUUCCUGAGCAAGCUCUGCACUGGUGGUGCCCCGAUCCUGCAGCUGAAUCAACUUUAGGAGACGGUCCUGGCGCUUGCUGGAAUUUCAUGGGCGUCCUGAAGCCUUCUUCACAACAAUUGAACCUCUCUCCUUGAAGUUCUUGAUGAUCCGAUAAAUGGUUGAUUUAGGUGCAAUCUUACUAGCAGCAAUAUCAUUGCCUGUGAAGCACUUUUUGUGCAAAGCAAUGAUGACGGCACAUGUUUCCUUGCAGGUAACCAUGGUUAACAGAGGAAGAACAAUGAUUUCAAGCACCACCCUCCUUUUAAAGCUUCCAGUCUGUUAUUCUAACUCAAUCAGCAUGACAGAGUGAUCUCCAGCCUUGUCCUCGUCAACACUCUCACCUGUGUUAACGAGAUAAUUCCUGACAUGAUGUCAGCUGGUCCUUUUGUGGCAGGGCUGAAAUGCAGUGGAAAUGUUUUUUGGGGAUUAAGUUCAUUUUCAUGGCAAAGAGGGACUUUGCAAUUAAUUGCAAUUCAUCUGAUCACUCUUCAUAACAUUCUGGAGUAUAUGCAAAUUGCCAUCAUAAAAACUGAGGCAGCAGACUUUGUGAAAAUAUUUGUGUCCUUCUCAAAACUUUUGACCACGACUGUACAGUCCAACAAACUGUUUGUUUCGAAGGAGUUUGCAUUGAGGCGUGAUGCUACAAAGGUAAAUUGGAAGAUCUAAAAAUGAUAAUGUCUGUUUCUAACUGUACCAUCAUGGAAUUGAUCAGGCUGUCUUGCAUAGAGUGGGAACAGUAGGUAGCUGAAGUUUGAAGAUGGUUUUAAGUUAGCAGUAGACUUUGCUGUAUGCAGAUGUUUCCCCUUCUUCACUGGAGAGUAGGGAUGUCCCCGGACAAAAACAUCUUGGUCGACCAAGAGUUCUUUCAACCAAUCGACUGGUCGAAAUUUUAAAACUUGUAUUUUUCCAUAUAUAGACACACACUAUAUGUGUUUUGAUCAAAUCAAGUAGGCUACUGUGCUUGUCUGAUGCUUUAAGCACACUGUGAUUUUUAAAUAAUUAAGACACACAAAUGACUCGAGGGACCCAGAGAUCAAAAUAGCCUAACCAGAAGAAACAAAACUCUUCCUGACCCACUGCUGGCCUUCGCAGAUUCUGCUAUUAUGCUGACAAAGUUGCCGGUAAUAGGCUACACCAGGGGUCUGAAACUUUUCUCAUUUGGAGUGCCAAUUUAUCUUACUAUUUCUAACGAUCUGCAUGCCAGUUAGGAUUUUCAUAUGCUCAUUUUCGUGGAACAGUUUAAUUUAUUUUAAUAAUGAAGUCUUCGUAUCUCAAAUCAUUGUCAUGUGAUUAAUACAAACUAUAUCUAACAUUAUACAAAUCUAAAAGUAACUUCUAUUGACAUCCUAUGUAAAAAUAGCCUACAUAAAGCCAACAAAUAAAAACAUUGCAGCCUGCAGGUAGAAAAUAUCCUGAUAAAAAAUAGAUCACAUUGGCUACUCAUGACCUGUCUUCUAGGAACUUGAAACAUUGUAUCAACUAUCAACUUGGUCCAGCCCAAAGCUUGCUCUAACAAACUUGCAACGUUGUAUAAAAUAUUCUGGACCCUCAGUAUCCCAUGCUAGUGAGCUCCGGACAGACUCUGAAAUAUUUGCGCUAGGGAUAAGAAGUAAUCAGGUAGGCCUAUUUUAUGACUUUUCCACCAGAUCAGAGCAUGAUUCUUUAUAAAAAAAAUUUAUGCCGAGUGGUUAUCGGUAAAGGGAGAGAAAUUGAAAUAUUUUUCUAAUAAGCUACGUUGAGGAACUAUUGUCAUUCUCAUUGGAUGUAAAAACAGACUUCGUUCACUUGCUGUUUGAGGUGAAGAAAACAUUUAUUUGAGAAGCUCCACAGCUCAUUAGUGGUGGUGAGUUAAGACUAUCAGAAAUACUAUCAGAUCCCCAAAUUUAUAGCCCUACAUUUGCGGGCAGGCCAGGUAGCCUAGGCCUACAUCUAUGCGUAAUCAUGUCCGUGUCCUUACUCAACAUUGACAGGAGUGCUCCAAACAAAACACAAUGAAUAAAUUGACAACUCAUAAAUGGAAUGAAAAAAAACCACAAUGUUCCUCACAAGUGUAGCCUAGGUCGUGUGCUCUGCAAACAACGUGUCCACUCCGAUAAUGAGAACAGUAAAAGACUAAUAAUAAUAUAUUGAAUGCAUUAACAGAAAUUACGGUAACCAAACAAACGUUGUAGGUUAGAAAUGAUGAGAAUUAAGGGUAUGUGUACUACUGGUGAUACUGGUGUGCCUCCCCCGCGGCCUCAGCAAUGGAUUAUUCCACUGAGACAGGCAUCAAUCAAGACAUGCCAGUAACUGACUAAAACAUCCUUGGUCGACCAACAACCUAUCGACAAAACCGUCGACUAAAUGAGUCAGCCCUACUGGAGAGGAUGAUUAAAGUUCUCAGCUACCAAUGUUUCUCUCCCGGUUGUGAUUGCAGGAGAAGGAUGCAGCCAGGAGGGUGAUGCAACAAGGCCGACCCCCGAGGAACUGCCGUGAGGCCUUCACUGUGGAGGGAGACCAGGUUUACCCCAACCGGUACUACACUCCAGACUUCAGCAUGGCCAAAUACCUCGGGGGAGAUCUGGAAACAGAAAUUCGGCAAGUACCUAUUUUGUUGAUCUGGACUCUAUUUAAGUCAUUUAGAUGUAUUUGGGUUGUUGUAGUGUGCUCUUAUAAAGGACCUUGCUCCGAAACCCAUCAGCACUACAUAUUUGUUUAUUGAUUUUAUUUAACCUUUAUUUAACCAGGAAGUACCAGAUUAAGAUCACUUUAUUGGUCAAUUGCACACGAGGUCCAACGUAAAUCUGACUUCCGCUAUUAACCCAUCCCCUCAGAAAGACAAACACACAAAUAUAUAUAUAUAUAUAUAUAUACAUACAGUGGGGAAAAAAGUAUUUAGUUAGCCACCAAUUGUGCAAGUUCUCCCACUUAAAAAGAUGAGAGGCCUGUAAUUUUCAUCAUAGGUACACAUCAACUAUGACAGACAAAUGGAGAAAAAAAAAUCCAGAAAAUCACAUUGUAGGAUUUUUAAUGAAUUUAUUUGCAAAUGAUGGUGGAAAAUAAGUAUUUGGUCACCUACAAACAAGCAAGAUUUCUGGCUCUCACAGACCUGUAACUUCUUCUUUAAGAGGCUCCUCUGUCCUCCACUCGUUACCUGUAUUAAUGGCACCUGUUUGAACUUGUUAUCAGUAUAAAAGACACCUGUCCACAACCUCAAACAGUCACACUCCAAACUCCACUAUGGCCAAGACCAAAGAGCUGUCAAAGGACACCAGAAACAAAAUUGUAGACCUGCACCAGGCUGGGAAGACUGAAUCUGCAAUAGGUAAGCAGCUUGGUUUGAAGAAAUCAACUGUGGGAGCAAUUAUUAGGAAAUGGAAGACAUACAAGACCACUGAUAAUCUCCCUCGAUCUGGGGCUCCACGCAAGAUCUCACCCUGUGGGGUCAAAAUGAUCACAAGAACGGUGAGCAAAAAUCCCAGAACCACACGGGGGGUACCUAGUGAAUGACCUGCAGAGAGCUGGGACCAAAGUAACAAAGCCUACCAUCAGUAACACACUACGCCGCCAGGGACUCAAAUCCUGCAGUGCCAGACGUGUCCCCCUGCUUAAGCCAGUACAUGUCCAGGCCCGUCUGAAGUUUGCUAGAGUGCAUUUGGAUGAUCCAGAAGAGGAUUGGGAGAAUGUCAUAUGGUCAGAUGAAACCAAAAUAUAACUUUUUGGUAAAAACUCAACUCGUCGUGUUUGGAGGACAAAGAAUGCUGAGUUGCAUCCAAGGAACACCAUACCUACUGUGAAGCAUGGGGUGGAAACAUCAUGCUUUGGGGCUGUUUUUCUGCAAAGGGACCAGGACGACUGAUCCGUGUAAAGGAAAGAAUGAAUGGGGCCAUGUAUCGUGAGAUUUUGAGUGAAAACCUCCUUCCAUCAGCAAGGGCAUUGAAGAUGAAACGUGGCUGGGUCUUUCAGCAUGACAAUGAUCCCAAACACACCGCCCGGGCAACGAAGGAGUGGCUUCGUAAGAAGCAUUUCAAGGUCCUGGAGUGGCCUAGCCAGUCUCCAGAUCUCAACCCCAUAGAAAAUCUUUGGAGGGAGUUGAAAGUCCGUGUUGCCCAGCGACAGCCCCAAAACAUGACCUUCUCCCAUUCCUCCUCUGGAUCAUCCAGAUGGUCAUGCACUGGCUUGAGCAGGGGGACCUUGCGUGCGCUGCAGUAUUUUAAUCCAUGACGGCGUAGUGUGUUACUAAUGGUUUUCUUUGAGACUGUGGUCCCAGCUCUCUUCAGGUCAUUGACCAGGUCCUGCCGUGUAGUUCUGGGCUGAUCCCUCACCUUCCUCAUGAUCAUUGAUGCCCCACAAGGUGAGAUCUUGCAUGGAGCCCCAGACCGAGGGUGAUUGACCGUCAUCUUGAACUUCUACCAUUUUCUAAUAAUUGCGCCAACAGUUGUUGCCUUCUCACCAAGCUGCUUGCCUAUUGUCCUGUUGCCCAUCCCAGCCUUGUGCAGGUCUACAAUUUUAUCCCUGAUGUCCUUACACAGCUCUCUGGUCUUGGCCAUUGUGGAGAGGUUGGAGUCUGUUUGAUUGAGUGUGUGGACAGGUGUCUUUUAUACAGGUAACGAGUUCAAACAGGUGCAGUUAAUACAGGUAAUGAGUGGAGAACAGGAGGGCUUCUUAAAGAAAAACGAACAGGUCUGUGAGAGCCGGAAUUCUUACUGGUUGGUAGGUGAUCAAAUACUUAUGUCAUGCAAUAAAAUGCAAAUUAAUUACUUAAAAAUCAUACAAUGUGAUUUUCUGGAUUUUUGUUUUAGAUUCCGUCUCUCACAGUUGAAGUGUACCUAUGAUAAAAAUUACAGACCUCUACAUGCUUUGUAAGUAGGAAAACCUGCAAAAUCGGCAGUGUAUCAAAUACUUGUUCUCCCCACUGUAUAUUGAAGACACACCCUAUGUGUUUGAAUAAAACCAACUACAUAUGCACUGAGCUUGUCUGAUGCGUUAAGCACACUGUUUGAUUAAAUAAUUAAGACACACAAAGGACUCAAGGAAGAGCCCGAUGGUGACACUGUGUUAUUCACAGCGAGUGCCUGUGUGACUGGUGCAUGUUGUCUUCCUCUCUACUGCAGCCAAAAGACACCACAGCACAGCAAGUGUUUUAUUGCGCUGUGUGUGCUGAAGCUGCAACAUUUCAGCCAUUUGGUUUACUUACUUGAAAAGGUCUGUUACCGUUUAGGAAAAACAUACCCUGAACCCUUGCUCUCUCUUUACGUGAAUCAUGUAAGCAUCACAUUCCUGUGAUCAAUAACAGUUGUUGUUAGAUUACAAUAUUUUUGUUAAAUCCCGACCAUUUGGAAUAGUGUAAACAACAUUAAAUAACGGAAAAAAAGAUGUAUAAAGGCUUUAUUACAGCAGACUAAAAACAGUUUAGCUGUUUAUUAUUUGUUUAGGCUCAUUAUUCAAAGCUCCGUUUGUUAGUUAAUUUUAAAACUAAAAUGCUUGAUUGCAUUUCAAAAGCAUGAAUGUCUCCUAUGCUGUGUGAUGGCAUGAAUUAAUAUUUGAUUGAUGGAGUGUUUGAUACAGUAGCCUAUAUAUUGAAUUAUAGGCCUAAGUAAGUUACGGUAUUAAGACUAAACAGGAUGUGCUCUUAGGCCUACAGCUAGAUGGUGGUUAUACAAGGCUACUCUACAAAGCCUACUAAUGAUAACGACAUUACUUAUUAUUAUAAUGAUCAUAAUAAUAACAAUAAGAAGGAGAUCUAGAGAAAGUAGGGUAUAGGAGCGAGAGCUGUGUGCAUACUAUGUGUGACAAACAGGUGCUGUUAGAUUACAAGAUCGUUUUUCUGCCUGUUUGGAACAGUGUAAACAACACUAAAUACAUUAUAAGUAAUACCAGUCUGUUCUAACGAAAACAAAUUGUAAAACCUUUAUUACAGCAUAGAAAAGAUGGAAAAACAGCAGAAUCUGUGAAAUUGCUUUAUCCGACAUUUUGCCGUUGCAUGAGGCUUCAUGGUCACGGAAUCAGUAGGCUAUUAAACAAACACUCAAACAGACAACAGAAGCAGGAUCUGUCUGUCUUAUAUCUGUAGAUAUCUAUGGAUGAUUUAUAAAGCCAGGCAUAUUUAAAAGUUAGGCUAUUGAUUAUAGACCUAAUUAAGUUGGGGUUUCCUCUCCUCAAUUUUCUUAGACAAUUAGGCUGAGGCAAGGGAUGUUUCCUCGUCUGUGCUGCUGCUGCCUCCGCCACAUUGUUCUCAAUCCCAAUAUACUGGUUAAUUUUGCUAUUAUGCACAUAUAAACAUAGGGAAAGGCGCCAAUUCUACGGUGCACUGAAGAUUAUGUUUCAGAACCGUGGACAGUGACCAUAUACAACGCAGGAGAAAGCGCAUUUGGUAUAAAAUUAUAUUAGAUUUAUUAGUGUUCCACCAUUAUUUUUACAUAAUAUAACCAUAUGCCAUUUCAGUAUCACAUGUCUUAGAGUGAUGGACUGUGCCGUCCUCGUGGCCUCCACAAUGGAUCAGUCCACUGAGACAGGCACCAAUCAGACAGGUGCCUUGGGCACCAUGUAAAAACAAAAACUAAUUGUGACUGCUCGACUAAAGACAUUUCGUUCAAACAACAGCCUAUCGACCAAACAAUCGACCAGUCGACUAAAUGGGGUCAGCCCUAAUAUAUACAUAUACAGGGUCAGGAGAGUUAUGGGGGGCUGCCACACUGGGUGCCCGGGGAACAGUUGUUUUCAGGUGGUUAAGUGCCUUGCUCAAGGGCACAAUAGCAGGCAAUGGCAUCACGGAUUUGAUACCAGCGACCUUCCGGUUGCCAGCUCACUUUCCACCCCCAGAUUUUUCAAGCGGACCCGGAAUUCGAACUGGCAACCCUCCGGUUGCUGGCUCGCCUCUUAAACCUGCCCCCUUCAUCCCAUGAGAUGAUACUGUCCUUCAGCAUUGUAUUGAUUUGUAGUUUUAUUGUUCUUUGUCAUUGCUCAGCAUGGUGGAGUCAGAGCUGGAGAACUACAAGGCCCAGCUCUCCCGGUUUCAGCUUCACCUGAGCUCAGUCAAUGAGGACAUCCAGCGCAUGGAGGCCAAACUACACAGCACAAUCAUGACUCUGAAAAAGACUCUGGUAAUGUGUUGAACUGUGUUAUAAUGUGUCUGUCCCUGCUGUGUUUUCUUCCCGAAUUGUUCAUUUGAAUAGGGACAUAUGCAACUAAAACAUUGACACAUUGAACAGUCUGAUGCAUUGUACCAUCACUACUCUGAAAAAGACUGGUGGUGUUGUGGCCGUAAGCAUGCUCAUCACAAGUGUAAUGCAAUGCAAGCUGUAGAUGAAUCUGAAAGAUAUUGACAAAUGUCCUGUAUAUUAAUGCAGGGUGCGAUCUGUUGUUGAGCAUGUUACACCUCUAUGUAACGUAGGACAUGAAUGCUGUUUAACAGUCUACCUGUAUAUUUGAAUGCAGGCCACAGUGAAUCAGGUCAAGGCCGGUGUGACAGAGCUGGAGAAUGUUGAGGAGGAACAGACUGAUGACAUCAACACUUUGGUAAAAUAUAUAACUUUAUUUAUCCAUGAUUUCCCGUAGAGAUGAUCGAUGACUGAUGUUGGUUUGUUUGAUUUUUGAAGUGUUAAACGUUUAAAUUAAAUGCACAGUGUUAACUUCAUCAAAUGCUACAGGAAGAAGUGGCUCAAGAGAACCAGCAGAGAAUCGACGCUGAGAAGAAAACUGUGGAGGAAGCAAAGCAGGAGUUGGUGGAGCGUGAGAAAAAUACCAAGGACGUUGAUUGCCAGUAUGUUGACGUGAGGAACAGGAUAGAACAGCUGGCUGAAGAGACAGAGCCACUGAAGGUAAACAAACAUGUUUGGAGUGCCUGAUGCUGUAAAUAUGAAAGCAGUUAAUAAAAUAUGCCACUUGGCAGACACUUUUAUCCAAAACAACUUACAGUAGAGGGGGUUUGGUACAAUGACUACAUGUUUUGUAUGUGAUCCCUGUGGGAAUUGAACCCGUGACCUUGCAUGGCAUUGCCGCUACCAUCCUCUUACCAACUGAGGCACACGAUACCUGGCUGAUCAUUACAAAAACAGCAAUAAAAUACAAAUGUUCUUGCUUUUAUAGUUUAAAUGGUCCUUAAUGAAAUGGGAGUUAUCUGAUACACAUUAAACUGUUUGUGAUGACGUUGUGCUUUGUGUGUUCUUGUUGUGUUCUUGACUUACCAGGAGGAACAGGGAAAGGCUGAGGUACAGUGCAGUAAAUUGGAUCGAAGCCUGAAGAUCUUCGAGAAGAAACUCAAGGAUCAUCAGGACAACAUACAGGCUAUGAGAAGUGAUCUGGCUCUGAAAGAAGAGGUGGUCACGGUAAGCGAUAAUGUUUGUCCCAAUGUUAGAAUCAACCCUAGUGCUGAGCGAUUAACCGUAAUUUUUUUUUGUUUGUUUGUUUUUAAACAACUAAUUAACCGACGUCGGUUCAAUUAUUUGAAUUCCAUUUAGUAUAUAUAUUUUUUCUGUGAGCUCAAUGCACACAUUGCACAGUUACUCUUGAGAUAAAUCAGAUCCAGCUGAAUUGUGCGAUGUAGUAGGGAGUUGUAGUUUCCAACAGUCCAAUAUUCUACAUAGUUUAGUACAUAAAACCUGGUAAUUAACUACAAUGACCAUAAUCCAUUGCGCAUCUACUUGUCUGGUCUGUUUAUUUUAUGCCUGCAAUGGAUGAGGCAGAAGUAUGCGUGAUCGUAAGGGGAUAUAGAGAGCAGCUGUUGCUUCGUGAGGUUUCUCUACCUGAAAAUACUUGAUCUAAGUGAUUGAUAGUUGAUAUUCAGCAGUCAUAAAAGUAUGCCUUAUUUACUUUGAAGAACUACAAAAUAGUGAUUUGUCAGAGAGGAUAAGCAGCAGCUCUAUAGAGAUGAUGACUUGGAAUGAAAUAAGUCAUCAAAUGUAGCCUAAUGUACACAACAACUGAAAUAUUUUAUUAAAUUAAUGUGAAUAAAUGAUGGUUAAUAAGUGAUAAGUGAUAAAUGUAAUUAUUAUAAUAAAACAUUUUUAUUUAACCUUUUAUUUAACUAGGCAAGUCAGUUAAGAACAAAUUCUUAUUUACAAUGACGGCCUGCCCCGGCCAAACCCUCCCCUAACCCGGACGACGCUGGGCCAGUUGUGCGCCGCCCUAUGGGACUCCCGAUCACGGCCGGUUGUGAUACAGCCCGGGAUCGGACGCCUCUAGCACUGCGAUGCAGUGUCUUAGACCGCUGCGCCACUCAGGAUCCCCUAAAAAUGGCAGUUGUUAAUCUGUUGUUUAUAAACUGUUGACAGGAAUUUGUGGCCAAAGCCAAAGAGAUCAGCCCAGAGCGCCAACACAUAGAUCGCAGCGCCAGGAGUAUUGAUGUGGAGAUCACGAGGUUACGGAGGAACAUCAGCGUUCAGGAGAGUAGCCAUGGAGACCAUGAGCAGGUGGUCAGGUAGGGUACUGCAUGAGUACAUAUCCAAAUGGCAUGGAUAUUUCAUAAAACAUUGCUCAUUUAACUGUCUGUCGUCUUGUAAUGUUUAAUCUCUCGUGGACAGACUAGGUAAAAACACCAAAUUACACAUUAUUUUUAGUUCUGAGUUAACUGAGAUGAUGUGAUGUUAGAAGACAAGAAUUGUGUGUACAUUUCUGCCUGCUCCCACAUGCUGUACCUACUGUGUCAAGGCAUUGAAACUUGUACUGUACAUUCCAUUUAGUAUAUAUCUUUGUCUCCUCACCAGAGAGUAUGCAGAGGCCCUUGCUAACUACAGGGACAAAUCCAACCAAGUGAGAGAUCUGAAGAAGUUCAUAGAUCGUCUUGACAACAUCAUGUCCGACAGGCAGACCCGGUACAAAAUAAUGCGCAGGUAAUUCCCGAUCAUUUUACGCAUUUCAUUAAGGACAAUCCCACCUUGAAAAUGCUCAUGACUGUUGUUAUUUAUUUAAACCGUUCGAAACCCCAAAAAUAAUACUCUAUGGCUGGUUUCCCAGAUACAGAUUAAGACUAACCCUGUACAAAUGGAUGAUCUCCAUUGAGCAUGCUUUUUAGCCCACGACUGGCCCUUUUAGUCCACAACUCGCUCUAUGAAUACAGAUUUUUCGAAUACUGUAUAUUUAAUUUAAUAUUCCCCCACUCUUUAUUUUUAUGUACCUAGGUCCCUCUCUGUGAGAUGCAAGUUGUACUUUAAUAAUUUCCUGAUAAAGAUGAAUUGCUGUGGGUCCAUGAUGUUUGAUCACAACAGUGAGACACUCUCCAUCUCGGUAUGUGUGCUAAUCCUCAUAGUUUUCAAAUGGCCUCCGUAGCUUUUUACAUUUAAAAAAGAAUCUGUAUUCGUCAGAAUCAAUUUGACAAAUAUAUAUAUUUUUAAUCAUAAUUGUUCAGUUCAUUUAUUUAGCCUUUUACAGGAAUGUGUCUGGCAUUCAAGAGGACUGAGUUUAAGACAACAUUAAACCGUCAGUAUUUACAGACAACAGGACAUGCAUGACAACAACCACAUGAAACAGAUGGCGCUAGUCACUCCGCCUCGGUUUGUCCUGUUGUCUGUCCUCUCUGUAACCUCCUGGGCUUGUGUGUACAGGUGAAGCCGCCAGGCCGCGAGAACGACAGUAUGAGUGACAUGCGCUCUCUGUCUGGAGGAGAGAGAUCCUUCUCUACAGUGUGUUUCAUCCUCUCCCUCUGGGAGAUCACGGAGUCCCCCUUCAGGUGCCUGGACGAGUUUGACGUCUACAUGGUAAGACAGGCCUAUAAGCAUGCUUGUUAUUUACACAGCUGGAUUCACAUAGUUUCUAAAAUAGUAUUUAAUCAAAGUUCAAGUUACUAACGCUCUUCUCCAAGACCUUAGUUUGAGCUGACGAGAAAUUUUGAAAUCCUUGAAGUUUACAACUUCUAUGACUAAUUUAAAGGCCCAAUGCAGCCAUUUUUAUAUCAGUAUGAAAUCAUUUCUGGGUAACCACUAAGUACCUUACUGUAAUACACUGAACCAAAAUCUAAAUGCAACAUGCAAAAAUUUGAAAAGAUUUUACUGCGUUACGGUUCAUAUAAGGAAAUCAGUCAAUUGAAAUGAAUUCAUUAGGCCCUAAUCCGAUUUCACAUGACAGGGAAUACAGAUAUGCAUCUGUUGGUCACAGAUACCUUAAAAAAAAAAAAAAAGUUACGGACGUGGAUCAGAAAACCAGUCAGUAUCUGGUGGAUCCACCAUUUGUUUCAUGCAGCGUGACACAUCUCCUUCGCAUAGUGUUGAUCAGGUUGUUGAUUGUGGAAUGUUGUCCCAAUCCUCUUCAAUGGCUGCGCCAUCUGCCCGGUACAGUUGAAGCUGGGAUUCAUCCGUGAAGAGCACUCUUCUCCAGCAUGCCAGUGGCCAUCGAAGGUGAACAUUUGCCCAUUGAAGCCAGUUACGACACUGAGCAGCAGUCAGGUCAAGACCCUGGUGAGGACGACGAGCACGCAGAUCAGCUUCCCUGAGACUGUUUCUGACAGUUUGUGCAGAAAUUAUUUGGUUGUACAAACCCACAGUUUCAUCAGCUGUCAUCGUGGCUGGUCUCAGACGAUCCCACAGGUGAAGAAGCCGGAUGUGGAGUUCCUGGGCUGGCGUGGAUACAUGUGGUCUGCAGUUGUGAGGCCGGUUGGUCGUACUGCCAAAUGCUCUAAAACGACGUUGGAGGUGGCUUAGAAAUUCUAUGGCAACAGUUCUGGUGGGCAUUCCUGCAGUCAGCAUGCCAAAUUUGUUUACAUCCCUGUUAGUGAGCAUUUCUUCUUUGCCAAGAUAAUCCAUCUACAUGACAGGUGUGGCAUAUCAAGAAGCUGAUUAAACAGCAUGGUCAUUGCACGAGUGCACCUUGUGCUGGGAACAAUAAAAUGCCAUUCUAAAAUGUGCAGUUUUGUCGCACAACACAAUGCCACAGAUGUCUCAACUUUUGAGGGAGCGUGCAAUUGGCAAGCUCACUGAAGGAAUGACCACCAGAGCUGUUGCCAGAGAAUUCAAUGUUAAUUUCUCUUUCAUAAGCUGCCUCCAACGUUGUUUUAGAGAAUUUGGCAGUAUGUCCAACCAACCGCAGACCAUGUCUAUGGCGUUGUGUGGGCAAGCGGUUUGCUGAUGUCAACGUUGUGAACAGAGUGCCACAUAGGGUUAUGGUAUGCGCAGGCAUAAGCUACGGACAACAAGCACAAUUGCAUUUUAUUGAUAACAAUUUCAAUGCACAAAAAUACCGUGCAGUGGGGGAAAAAAGUAUUUAGUCAGCCACCAAUUGUGCAAGUUCUCCCACUUAAAAAGAUGAGAGGCCUGUAAAUUUCAUCAUAGGUACACGUCAACUAUGACAGACAAAAUGAGAAAAAAAAUCCAGAAAAUCACAUUGUAGGAUUUUUUAUGAAUUUAUUUGCAAAUUAUGGUGGAAAAUAAGUAUUUGGUCAAUAACAAAAGUUUCUCAAUACUUUGUUAUAUACCCUUUGUUGGCAAUGACACAGGUCAAAUGUUUUCUGUAAGUCUUCACAAGGUUUUCACACACUGUUGCUGGUAUUUUGGCCCAUUCCUCCAUGCAGAUCUCCUCUAGAGCAGUAAUGUUUUGGGGCUGUCGCUGGGCAACACGGACUUUCAACUCCCUCCAAAUAUUUUCUAUGGGGUUGAGAUCUGGAGACUGGCUAGGCCACUCCAGGACCUUGAAAUGCUUCUUACGAAGCCACUCCUUCAUUGCCCGGGUGGUGUGUUUGGGAUCAUUGUCAUGCUGAAAGACCCAGCCACGUUUCAUCUUCAAUGCCCUUGCUGAUGGAAGGAGGUUUUCACUCAAAAUCUCACGAUACAUGGCCCCAUUCAUUCUUUCCUUUACACGGAUCAGUCGUCCUGGUCCCUUUGCAGAAAAACAGCCCCAAAGCAUGAUGUUUCCACCCACAUGCUUCACAGUAUGUAUGGUGUUCUUUGGAUGCAACUCAGCAUUCUUUGUCCUCCAAACACGACGAGUUGAGUUUUUACCAAAAAGUUCUAUUUUGGUUUCAUCUGACCAUAUGACAUUCUCCCAAUCCUCUUCUGGAUCAUCCAAAUGCACUCUAGCAAACUUCAGACGGGCCUGGACAUGUACUGGCUUAAGCAGGGGGACACGUCUGGCACUGCAGGAUUUGAGUCCCUGGCGGCGUAGUGUGUUACUGAUGGUAGGCUUUGUUACUUUGGUCCCAGCUCUCUGCAGGUCAUUCACUAGGUCCCCCCGUGUGGUUCUGGGAUUUUUGCUCACCGUUCUUAUGAUCAUUUUGACCCCACGGGGUGAGCUCUUGCGUGGAGCCCCAGAUCGAGGGAGAUUAUCAGUGGUCUUGUAUGUCUUCCAUUUCCUAAUAAUUGCUCCCACAGUUGAUUUCUUCAAACCAAGCUGCUUACCUAUUGCAGAUUCAGUCUUCCCAGCCUGGUGCAGGUCUACAAUUUUGUUUCUGGUGUCCUUUUGACAGCUCUUUGGUCUUGGCCAUAGUGGAGUUUGGAGUGUGACUGUUUGAGGUUGUGGACAGGUGUCUUUUUAUACUGAUAACAAGUUCAAACAGGUGCCAUUAAUAAAGGUAACGAGUGGAGGACAAAGGAGCCUCUUAAAGAAGAAGUUACAGGUCUGUGAGAGCCAGAAAUCUUGCUUGUUUGUAGGUGACCAAAUACUUAUUUUCCACCAUAAUUUGCAAAUAAAUUCAUAAAAAAUCCUACAAUGUGAUUUUCUGGAAAAAAAUUCUCAAUUUGUCUGUCAUAGUUGACGUGUACCUAUGAUGAAAAUUACAGGCCUCUCAUCUUUUUAAGUGGGAGAACUUGCACAAUUGGUGGCUGACUAAAUACUUUUUUCCCCCACUGUACAUUUACAUGACCAAAAGUAUGUGAACACCUGCUCGUCGAACGUCUCAUUCCAAAAUCAUGGGCAAUAAUUUGGAGUUGGUCCCCAUUUUGCUGCUAUAACGGCCUCCACUCUUCUGGGAAGGCUUUCCACUAGAUGUUGGAACAUUGCUGCGAAUAAUUGCUUCCAUUCAGCCACAAGAGCAUUAGUGAGGUCGGGCACUGAUGUUGGGCGAUUAGGCCUGGCUCGUAGUCUGCGUUCCAAUUCAUCCCAAAGGUGUUCGAUGGGGUUGAGGUCAGGGCUCUGUGUAGGCCAGUCAUGUUCUUCCACAUCGAUCACGACUAACCAUUUCUGUAUGGACCUCGCUUUGUGCAGUUGGGGGCAUUGUCAUGCAGAAACAGGAAAGGGCCUUCCCCAAACUGUUGCCACAAAGUUGGAAGCACAGAAUCCUCUAGAAGGUCAUUGUAUGCUGUAGCGUUAAGAUUUCCCUUCACUGGAACUGAGGCCUAGCCCGACCCAUGAAAAACAGCACCAGAACAUUAUUCCUCCUCCACCAAACUUUACAGUUGGCACUAUGCAUUGGGGCAGGUAGCGUUCUCCUGGCAUGCGCCAAACCCAUAUUUGUCGGUCGGACUGCCAGAUGGUGAAGCUUGAUUCUUCACUCCAGGGAACACUGCUCCAGAGUCCAAUGGUGGUGAGCUUUACACCACUCCAGCCGACGCUUGGCAUUGCGCAUGGUGAUUUUAGGCUUGUGUGUGGCUGCUCGGCCAUGGAAACCCAUUUCAUGAAGCUCCUGACAAACAGUUAUUGUGCUGACGUUGCUUCCAGAGGCAGUUUGGAACUCGGUAGUGAGACAAUUCUUUUCAGCGGUCCCGUUCUGUGAGCUUGUGUGGCCAACCACUUCACAACUUAGCUGUUGCUCCUAGACGUUUCCACUUCACAAUAACAGCGCUUACAGUUGACCGGGGCAGCUCUAGCAGGGCAGACAUUUUACAAACUGACUUGUUGGAAAGGUGGCAUCCUAUGAUGGUGCCAUGUUGAAAGUCACUGAGCUCUUCAGUAAGGCCAUUCUACUGCCAAUGUUUGUCUAUGGAGAUUGCAUGGCUGUGUGCUCAAUUUUAUACACCUGUCAACAACGCGUGUGGCUGAAAUAGCCGAAUCCACUAAUUUGAAGGGGUGUCCACAUACUUUUGUGUAUAUAUAGUGUAUCUGUGACCAACAGAUGUGUAUCUGUAUUCCCAGUUAUGGCCUAAUGAAUUGAUUUCAAUUGCCUGAUUUCCUCAUAUGAACUGUAACUCAGUAAAAUCUUUGUAAUUGUUGCAUUCAUAUUUUUGUUCAGUAUAUUUUAUUUGUUGUUUUUGUUUCCUGUUUUGAACCCAGGAAGAGUAGCUAAUUGGGGAUCUCAACAAAAUAGUAAAAUAGUAAGCAUUAAUAUUGUCUCCAAUUUGUUUUCCAAAGGACAUGCACAAUCGUCGUAUCUCAUUGGAUCUCCUCCUGGAGCUGUCAGAACGGCAGCACCUUCGUCAGUUCUUCUUCAUCACCCCCCUGUCUACCAGGUAGGAGGAAAUAGGAGGCGGACAUUGUACAUGUGUAUAUUGCCUCCCAUUAUUGAUGUUACGCAGAACAUUAAAGAUGUGUUGUUGGUGUUUCUCGCAAACUUUGUCUUUAAGCAAUUUGCCAAAAAGUGACCACAUCAAGAUCCAUCAGCUGCAGGAUCCAGAGAGGGCAGGAAGACGUACAGAAGAUGAAGACCUGGGGUAGCUGAUAGAUGGCAGGGUUGUGGUCAAUUCAGUAAGUAAACCAAAUUCCAAUUUGUACAUUCUGAAUUUACUGGAAUUGAAAUGGAGUUGACCCCAACCCUGAUAGAUGGUGGAUUAGGCAAUCGUCAUGCCUAAAAAAUUAGAAACAGCGCGGGAAUUUUAAACACAUUCUAGUAAUUUUUCUAGGAGUGAAUACGUAAGCCUCUCUGGGAGACUUAAGACUCUGCUUUACUGUUGUGCGCCAUGCAGAUGGAUGAAUUAUGAAGAAUUUCCCUUAUUAUACAGUAUGUAGGUCUGUAUAUUUACAUAGUGGCUGUGUGGAUCAUCUUUGUUGUAUUAUCAACAGUCACAUAUCUCUAAGCAUAUCUCACGUUCUACAUAUUAAAGCUGCAAUAUGUAACUU